UAGAGAUAACUCGAGAAGGAAAAGAAAAGCCCCGCCGACAAUGGAACUAUUCGAAACCAACCCUUACUACUUUACAGACCAGCGGUUUUUCGACAAUGAAAAUCUCUUCCCUUCGCGCCUGCAAGGUUUUGAGCAGCCCGUGUACCAAGAUCGGCUGGGGCUGGGGUCGGGGUUGAGCGCGGAUGCCAGGUCGCUGGAAGGUGCUUUGGACGAGCACGUGUACUCAGUAUCGGAGCUCCAGCUCCAGCAGCUCCAGCAGCAGCAGCAACAAAUCCAGCAGCAGCAACUCCAGCAGGACUGCCACGGCCAGUGCUUGCUGUGGGCGUGCAAGACCUGCAAGAGGAAAUCCGUGACCUUGGACAGGAGAAAGGCGGCUACACUGAGGGAGAAGAGGAGGCUGAAGAAAGUGAACGAGGCGUUCGAGGCUCUGAAGCGAAGUACUUUGCUGAAUCCCAAUCAGAGACUGCCCAAAGUGGAAAUCCUUCGCAGCGCCAUUCAGUACAUCGAGAGGCUCCAGGCUCUGCUCAGUACUUUGAAUCAACAGGAGAAGUUGCACUACAGUGGCAGCAACAUGCGUCAGGGGGUCGGCGUGGCAAUUGAGUGUGCAUCAAGCAGCGCCUCUUGUAGUCCCGAAUGGAGCUGCUCCUCUGAUCAGUGUAACACUCCGUACAGUACUCCCAGCGAACACUUACUAUCUGUGAAUAAGGGCCAGUCCACUGGAAGUGCCAGCUUACGUUCUCUCUCCUCCAUAGUGGAUAACAUUACUCCAGAGAGUUCACCGAACAGCUAUUUGGAGAGCAACACCCCAAACUGAAUGGACGUUGCUGUUCUUUCCAUGCAUCUUUUUCUAAUAGGAAGCUUUUUUUUAUUUUUAUACACUUUGGUGUGUGUUGUGCAUAAGGUUUGCUGACUCAAAGGGUUGUUCAAUUAGAGAAAAAAAAUCAUUCCUAAUUCUUAAAACUGUUUAAAAAGGCCAAUGCAUUUUUAUAAAGAUCUAUGACCAAUGCGUGUUUUUGCAACUAAUGUGCCAAAAGUAAUUGAUGUAAAUAUAAAUAUUUUUUACUGUUUAUUUUUG
This is a messenger RNA of Mobula hypostoma (lesser devil ray), 1075 nucleotides long. It is a transcript of the gene myog, whose product is annotated as myogenin. The record is from RefSeq and is a predicted model, not a curated record. NCBI's taxonomy places the organism in Eukaryota, Metazoa, Chordata, Chondrichthyes, Myliobatiformes, Myliobatidae. Gene Ontology annotation, biological process: muscle organ development; positive regulation of myoblast differentiation; positive regulation of skeletal muscle fiber development. The transcript has 3 exons. Bases 41 to 814 code for a protein of 257 amino acids. Gene Ontology annotation, molecular function: protein dimerization activity; RNA polymerase II cis-regulatory region sequence-specific DNA binding; DNA-binding transcription factor activity, RNA polymerase II-specific.